Molecule: messenger RNA, 2718 nt
Organism: Diprion similis
Lineage: Eukaryota; Metazoa; Arthropoda; Insecta; Hymenoptera; Diprionidae
Gene: sip1
Product: septin-interacting protein 1
Exons: 8
Coding region: 112-2622 (836 amino acids)
Biological process (GO): spliceosomal complex disassembly
Cellular component (GO): U2-type post-mRNA release spliceosomal complex
Molecular function (GO): nucleic acid binding
Source: RefSeq, a predicted model, not a curated record
GAUAAAUUCGCAUCGACCCCAGCUACGUGGUCACGCUCAGAAAACACAUAAGGCACUUAGUUAACCUCAAAUUUCUAGUCUGCCGAUCUGAGACAUUCUUUUGAUCUCAUAAUGUCCGAGGACGAAGUCGAAAGUUUCGAAAUAACAGACUAUGAUUUGGACAAUGAAUUCAACAUCAAUCGUCCUCGCCGAAAAAUGUCCAAAAAACAACAGAUGCUUGGAAUAUGGGCUGAUGACAGCGAUGAAGAAGAAGUGCCGGCACGACCCUCCUUUAAAUCAUCAAAUCGUGGCCCAAAGAAUUACACUGCACCAGUCAGUUUUGUUGCUGGUGGUAUUCAGCAGGCGGGACAACCCAAGGAUGACAAGAAGGAGUCUGAUGGAGACAAAGAUGAUGACGACGAAGGAGGUCGGCCGAGGCGAGGAGAUGCUGAUUAUGUUCCCAAUAGUUCUAGUGACUCAGAUGACGAAGGACCGAGCUUUGCUAGAGCAAAGCCAUCAUUUUCAUUGAAUCUAGACGGUGACAUAGCUGGCCUGAGAAAAAAAAGAACACCAGUUAACCCAGUACUUAUGAAAUCAGGGGUCGGAAGUUGGGAAAUGCAUACCAAAGGAAUUGGAGCGAAACUCUUGCUUCAAAUGGGUUUUGAACCCGGUAAAGGUCUUGGUAAGAAGCUGCAAGGUAUAAUGGCUCCGGUAGAGGCUCAUCUCCGCAAAGGCAGAGGAGCGAUAGGUGCUUACGGUCCAGAGAAAUUGGUCAAGGUGCCUGAAAAGAAAAAAGACGAGGAUGUAGAGGAGGAAAAAGAGUUCAAAGCAAAAUUAUCGCAAUGGCGAAAGGGGGAGACGGUCAGUAAGAAGAAAGUGAGAUAUUGCUAUAAGAGCGUUGACCAGGUUCUGGAGGAUGGCAAGUUAAGACCGAACAGAAGAGUCCAACUGAACAGUGACAUGAGCAAAGUCAAAGUCAUCGACAUGACAGGACCUGAACAACGAGUAUUAAGCGGCUAUCAUGCGAUCGGUAGUGGACAACAACGGCCUGACGAGACUGUGACGCCGGUCGACGUAAAGAGGACGGGCGUGAAUUUCGCCCUCCCUGAACUCCGCCAUAAUCUCAAUUUACUAGUCGAUUUGUGCGAGCAAGACAUUAUACAGAACGAUCGCCGAACUCGUCAUAUGUCUGACAGGGUCGUAGCUCUUGAGGCAGAAAGAUCAAACCUAUCUAAGAUAGUAGACCAGCAUGAACAGCUAAUGGACACUCUGGAAAAUGUUCUAUCUAUCGUCGAUCAGCUCAUGGACCAAUCCAACGAUCUGUCUCUAGAGGAAACUGCUGUUGCUUUUAAAGAUCUUCAAGAGAAAUAUUACGAAGAGUAUAAAAUGUACGAAUUAGGCGAACUUGCCACAGGCCUGGUCGGUCCCAAAGUCAAGGAAUUCUUAGCCACUUGGAAUCCAUUGACUAAUCCUACACUCCCCAUUCCGCUGUUCAAGCAGUGGAAAAAUAUUCUUGAAACUGGUAGAAGCACCCUGCAAAACGGAGCUCUCGAACCUUACGAUCAACUUGUAUGGAACUCUUGGAUGCCAUCGAUCCGAGGCGCUGUACAACAGUGGGCUUGUCGGCAACCUGAUCCCCUAGUCGAUCUUCUAGAGCAAUGGAUUCCUCUUCUGCCAGGAUGGAUACUAGAAAAUAUACUCGAUUUAUUGGUUCUCCCCAAAUUGACGCUGGAAGUUGAGGAGUGGAAUCCGCUCACUGACACAGUGCCAAUUCAUACGUGGAUUCAUCCCUGGUUACCGUUGAUAGGUAAUCGCUUAGAUACCGCAGUGUAUCCGAUCAUUCGCCGUAAGUUGGGCUCAGCGCUGGGAGGAUGGCAUCCUUCGGACAGAUCAGCGAGACUGAUGCUGCAGCCGUGGUCCCUGGUGUUCAAAAAGGGGGACAUGGAAGCUUUCCUGGUAAAGAACAUCAUUCCAAAACUGCAAGUGGUUUUAGCCGAGUUUGUGAUCAACCCGCACCAGCAGCACCUGGACCAGUGGAACUGGGUAUUUGAAUGGAACGAAAUGCUUCCGAUUCACACGAUGGCGGGUCUACUGGAUAAAUUCUUUUUCCCGAAAUGGCUUCAAGUCUUGGCUCUCUGGUUGAAUCAUUCUCCCAAUUACGAUCAAGUCACCAACUGGUAUAUGGGAUGGAAGGGAAUGCUGAGUGACAAACUGCUGGCAGAGCCGCAAAUAAAGGAAUACUUCAAGAAGGCGUUGGACAUGAUGAACAGAGCGGUAGCGGCACCUCAGGGACACCAACCCGGGGCAAUGGAACAAGUAUCAUACCUCACAAAUCUCGAAAGAACUCAAGCCACUCUUCCUCCGUCUGCGCCAGUCGCUCAGCCCAGAAUGGAGAGAAUUGCCGAGGCUGUACGUACCGCGUCGCAAAUUCCACAAGGCUUCAAGGAUCUCAUACAAAAGCGGUGCGAGGAAAGAGGCAUCCUCUUUAUGCCUGUGCCAAACAGAUACAGGGAAGGGAAACAAGUUUAUAAAGUCGGUAACGUUCAGGCUUACAUCGAUAGAAACGUCGUCUUUGUUUGCCACAACGGAUCCACAUGGGCUCCGACUCACUUGAACGCGUUACUGGAUAUGGCCGAGAUAUAGGAUUGUAAAUACCAUUGUACAUACUUGCGAUUAAGUCUUAGACUUUAGAUAAAUUAAAUAUACUCACACAUGGUAAAAUGAUUUAACGUAUUUUAA